CGGAGCCAUGCCACUUAUUUACAGGAAAUGUUCUGGUUUUGUAUUAGCUAAGAAGCCCAUUUUAAUAAAUAUUUUUUUAUGUACAGUGGAUAGGAGUGGCAAAGUCCCCCUGAGCUGCAGGACGAGGAGAGAUCUGCUGGUCCCACAGUGGUCACUUUGGACUCUUCUCCAUGGUGCCCCUGGCUCACACCCUGGCACUGCUGGCAAUGACCGUGGCCACUGUGGCCAUCAAGGUGGUGCCCCUGGACAUGGCCCAGAACUCCUUUGAUGACCAGUACCUCAACUGUGGCCCUGCCAUGACUGAGGCCUUGCUGGCCCUCAACAGCUCCGAGUUCCAGGAGAACCAGGAGUUUUCCCAGGCCUGGGUGAAGGCCACGGCCGAGUGGCAGAAGCGGGGCUCCCAUUCAUCCCCUCUGUCCCCAGCCCAGGCCAUCGCCCUCAUGGCCUACACGAUGACAGGUGUGCACAAGCAGUUCAACCCAGCUGUGCGCGAGGCUGGACGCUCCAGCCAGGAAUACCGGAACAACUUCCACUUCAAAACGCUGCAUUUCCUGCUGACCCAGGCCCUCCAGAAGCUGAGGCACCCUGAUGAGUGUCCAGAUGUGUUCCGUGGGGUAAGGACGAUCCAGUUCAAUGCGAAACCUGGCGAUAAAGUCCGCCUCAGUCAAUUUGCUUCGUCAUCACUGGACAAAAAGGUGGCUCAGGGUUAUGGGAACAUGACGAUGUUCGAGGUGCACACGUGCCACGGCGCAGACAUCCAGAAGUUCUCCUUCAAUCAAAGCGAGAAGGAGGUGCUGAUCCCGCCCUUCGAGACCUUUGAGGUGACCAAAGUCACCAGGGAAGGGGAGAAGGUGCAGAUUGAGCUUCGCUCCACUGGGACCUUCAGCAACUACAACUGCGAGUGGCUGCGAGGUGGGAGCCUCCCCAGGAACUCCCCCCACCUUGGGGGGCUUCUCCUGGCCGCCAUGGCUGUGGCAGUGGUCACCAGAACCCUCUGAGCCACACAGCCACCAAGGUCACUGUGGUCUUGGGGGCCACUGUGGCCACCAUGAUCAUGAAGGUCACCAGGACGCCAGAAGAAAUGAGGCCACCAAGGCUAUCAAGGCCACUGGGUACUCUCUGGCCACUGUGACCACUGUGGCCACUGUGACCACUGUUGUCACUGUGGCCACUGUGGCCACGGUCACAGUAACAAGGCGUCCAUCCUGGAAAUGCCCUUCCAAGAGCUGCUCAGUGAGGGAGCAGCGCCAGGGCAGCAGGACCAGCACAAGGGGGGCUGCCUCACCUGCUGUAGCAAAAAAUGCCGCUUAGUCACCUGCCGUUUAAGAAAUGUAUCAAAAACUUGAUCUUUGCUUGCCUGGCAUAUCAAAUGUUUAUCAGAAAUUUGCUGCUGGCUGGCCUGAUGUAUCUGCUACAGCUCCUUUAAUGCUUUUCCUGCAGGGCGCUACAUUUCAUAAAAUAAAGCACUUCCUGGAGUUUUUGUUAGAGGCAAGUUAAAGGUUUAUUUUUCAAACCUUGAUCUACAAAGAGGUGCUGGAGAAAUGUUCCUCCGUUUUUCCUCCUUCACUUCAGCCCCUCAGAAAGAACCUGGAGGGGCUAGCACAUGUCUGGGGAAGGGAUGGAGCUGGGAAAGGGUCUGGAGCACCAGGAAGGGCUGAGGGAUCUGGCGGGAGCUGCUAAGUGCAGUUAAAAAAGGAUGAAUGAUCAGUUCGGGGCCAGUUCCAAAGUUCCUGAUUUGAGGUAACACUUCAGAAGAAGCAUUGGGAGGAAAAAAAGAAAAACAAACAGAAUGAAGAAAGAUGAAAAAUAAAAUGGAGAAAUGGGGACAGAGGC
This is a messenger RNA of Motacilla alba alba, 1833 nucleotides long. RefSeq names its product NAD(P)(+)--arginine ADP-ribosyltransferase 2-like. Lineage: Eukaryota; Metazoa; Chordata; Aves; Passeriformes; Motacillidae. The transcript is spliced from 3 exons. The coding region runs from base 171 to 998 and encodes 275 amino acids. The record is from RefSeq and is a predicted model, not a curated record. Gene Ontology annotation, molecular function: NAD+-protein-arginine ADP-ribosyltransferase activity; NAD+ poly-ADP-ribosyltransferase activity.